ACUCUUCUCUCUCACUCUCUCUCUCUACAUUUCUCUCUCUCUCUCUUGAUUCUUGAAUGAUUUCUUUUUUUCUGAGUGAUAGCUUUAUUGAUUCUUAUUUUUGGCUUUUCACAUGUCUCAAACUGUUUGAUGCCAAAUGCUAGUGUGAGAGCUUGGAUUAAAGAUCAAGAUCAAAUCUUUUUAUCUUUCUUGAAUUUUAUUUUGCAUUUCAUUUAUUUUUCUUGUAUCAGUGAUUCAUUGGAGCUAUGGUUGCUGAAGCUAAGGUGAGGAAACCAUACACCAUCACAAAGCAGAGAGAAAAAUGGACAGAGGAAGAACAUCAAAAGUUUCUAGAAGCUUUGAAGCUAUACGGUCGCGCUUGGCGUCAAAUAGAAGAGCAUGUUGGCACAAAGACAGCAAUCCAAAUCCGAAGCCACGCGCAAAAAUUCUUCGCUAAGGUCGCUAGGGAAUCUUGUUUCGAUGCCGAAGGAUCUUUAGAUCCAAUUGAGAUUCCUCCUCCCCGGCCUAAGAAGAAACCUUUGCAUCCUUAUCCUCGUAAACGGGUCCCACAUCGAGCGGAAGUUGAUGAAUGUGAGAAUUACUCUCCGACUUCGGUUUUGUCGCCGGAUAAAUUCGAAUCGUCCAAUGUUUCUGAGAUUCACAAGUCUCGAAUUUCACCACCUUCUUCGUGUGCUGAUAACGAUGCUCUUUCUUCCGCCGACUUAUUUUUGGCGGAAAAUAAAAAUGAAAAUGAAAAUGAAAAUGAAAAUGAAAAUGUGGCAUCAAAUAUGUCGUGUGAAGACGAAGAGGGUUCUCAUUUACCGAAGAAAAUAUCUUCCGCUUCGGUCCAAGAUAUCGAUUCCGAUGUGAAGUUCGAAUUGUGUACUCAAGAGACGGAAUCUUGCACCAGAGAAUCCUACACGACGAGUAUUAAGCUAUUCGGAAAAACAGUUGUGAUAAGAGAUACUCAAAAGCAGUCUUUAGAAGCUUCCAAUAAAUUAGAUUCGCGAGAUGUGUCGGGAUUUGUUUACGACAAUGCAAAUUAUUCUCCGAUGGAGUACAAACAUGAUAUGCCUUGGUAUAGUUGGUACACUAGUCCAUUUUAUUCCUCGUCAGCCUGCAAGAAAACGGACAAAGAGGAUUUUUCCGAUUAUCCGUUCGAAAAAGCAAUAAAAGACGAAGAGCUUAAGACGGAAGGCUCUUUGGUUUCUGAUGGAGCCGAUUCUAAUGGUCUGUUUGGUUAUGGGAAUAACAAAAUCGGAAUAGGGUUUGUGCCGUACAAGAGAUGUUUGUCCGAGAGGGAUGAUAAAUCGUUCCUACAGGGACGGGAUUGUCAACGAGCCCGUGUUUGUUCGUAGCAUGCUCGGGUAUUAUAUAAUGCUACUGCUUUUUUUUUUUUUUUAAUUAACUCUGGUAUGAGUAUAUUAUGUCGGAAACUUUUCUCGAGUUGCGAAUUAAUGUAGAGAAAUAUGUUUCUUAAUAUAUUGACACCUUUUUUUUUUUUAACUUGACAAUUUUCGAUU
This is a messenger RNA of Erythranthe guttata (spotted monkey flower), 1502 nucleotides long. RefSeq names its product protein REVEILLE 7. Gene Ontology annotation, molecular function: DNA binding. The record is from RefSeq and is a predicted model, not a curated record. NCBI's taxonomy places the organism in Eukaryota, Viridiplantae, Streptophyta, Magnoliopsida, Lamiales, Phrymaceae.